Molecule: messenger RNA, 6119 nt
Organism: Hippocampus zosterae (dwarf seahorse)
Lineage: Eukaryota; Metazoa; Chordata; Actinopteri; Syngnathiformes; Syngnathidae
Gene: usp42
Product: ubiquitin specific peptidase 42
Exons: 21
Coding region: 177-3686 (1169 amino acids)
Biological process (GO): protein deubiquitination; regulation of apoptotic process
Cellular component (GO): cytosol; nucleus
Molecular function (GO): cysteine-type endopeptidase activity; cysteine-type deubiquitinase activity
Source: RefSeq, a predicted model, not a curated record
AACGCAGUCAAACGGCGGAGGGAGCCAAUCACGGCACUCGUUUUAUCCCCGAUACCCGGAUGUUGCCGUGGAAGGCUCACCUACGUCAUUGUUCACCGCCGGACACCCGCUUGGAAAUAAGGAAUGGCUUUACAAUUGCUACGAACGUGCUUUUAACCACAUUCCAGCAAUGAACUAUGACCAUUGUUGACAGAUCCUCCGAAAAUUCUGACCACGAGUCAGUCGGUUGCAAGAGAUCCCCCUUCACCAGUGGAGACGGGAUGGACAGCAGCUGUUCCAGCAGCUGGGCAGUGGGCCCCACCCUCCCCACUGACUCGCCGCGGCUGAAAGUUCCGGGGGGCUGCUUGGGCCCGACGCCUGGCGCUGUCGUCUACAAUAGCACGCCUUCCUCCGUGGACCGACCCAAAGAGCAAGUGUUGUGCAGCGGCGAUGGCAUUGACAUGCCGCAGAAGGUCCUCUUCUCUCCCGAACGUCUUAGCCUAAAGUGGAACCAGGUUCACCGCAUAGGCGCCGGGCUCCAGAACAUGGGCAACACUUGUUUCCUCAACUCAGCCCUGCAGUGUCUCACCUACACGCCGCCAUUUGCCAACUACAUGCUGUCGCGGGAGCAUUCGAAAACAUGUCACGAGCCGGGCUUCUGUAUGAUGUGCACCAUGCAAAACCACAUCAUUCAGGUUUUUGCCAACUCUGGGAAUGUUAUAAAGCCAAUCGGUGUGCUGAAUGAGCUCAAAAGGAUUGCAAAGCACUUCCGCUAUGGAAGCCAGGAGGAUGCCCAUGAAUUCCUUAGGUACACGGUGGAUGCUAUGCAAAAGUCCUGCUUACCUGGAACCAAAUUGGACAGGCAAACGCAGGCAACCUCUUUCAUUCAUCAGGUAUUUGGUGGCUACCUAAGGUCCAGAGUUAAAUGUUUAAACUGCAAAGCGGUCUCGGAUACAUUCGACCCCUUUCUGGACAUCACUCUAGAAAUCAAAAUGGCACCAAGUGUCUCGAAGGCCCUUGAGCAGUUUGUCAAGCCAGAGCAGCUGGAUGGCGAGAAUGCCUACAAGUGCUCAAAGUGUAAAAAAAUGGUCACGGCCUCAAAGAGAUUCACGAUCCAUCGCAGCUCCAACGUGCUGACCCUCUCGCUGAAACGCUUUGCCAACUUCAGCGGAGGAAAAAUCACAAAAGAUGUGAAAUAUCUCGAGUACCUGGACCUGAGGCCCUUCAUGUCCCAGUCGCAAGGAGAGCCGCAGCUGUACGGGCUGUUUGCUGUUCUUGUCCACUCUGGAUUCAGCUGCCACGCCGGGCACUACUUCUGCUAUAUCAAGGCCAGCAACGGUCAGUGGUUUCAGAUGAAUGAUUCCUCUGUGACCGUCAGCGACAUAAGGUCUGUUGUUAACCAGCAGGCUUACGUCCUCUUCUACAUCAAGUCCGGUGAUGGAAAGAAAGAAGGGGACUAUGGUCACAUGACCCAUAACUCGGCCGUACCCGGUCAGUCAUCGCCGAGACCCGUGGUGAUGCCCCGCUUCAACAGCGCCAGCCAUCACAACAGCAACGCCGGCUUCAUCGGACCGCAGCUGCCCCCGCACAUGACCAAGAAUCCUCCCCACAUGAAUGGCAACGGAUCCCUGAGGGACUGUCCGAAGCCCGGCACCAGCAGCAGCGUUGCCGGAAAACCGAACCACGGCGCAGCUUCGUCGUCUUCAGCGUCGCACGUGGUUGCCAGCCAGCCUUCGGCGAUCGCGGAGCACGAGAAGCGCCUGAAGCUGUCUUUCUGCAUCGGCCAAGGCAAACCGACUCGCCUGGCUUCUUCCUCGUCAUCGGCGAGCAGCUCCUCGGACAGUUCGUCCUCCGGCUCUUCAGCCUCCUCCUGCUCCCAGUCUACCUCAGAUGCUCGCUUCAUCCCGCGACAAAUGAACCACAUCAACGGCGCGGCGCGCAGUAACGGGGAUCAUCAGGGCGGCGGGAAGGGUUCGUCCUUCUUGGUGCCGUAUAGCCAAGAGUUGUCAGAGGAGUCGGACCAGGAGAACGGCGGACCCCUGGAUAACUGUUGCGCAGCGGAGAGUCACGUGAACGGAAACAAAAGAACAGGGGAUGAUUUGGCCAACGGGGACUCUGAUACGCACCAGAACGGAAACGGUUUGAAUGGAAUUACACACAGCAUUUUGAAAACCAUCCAAAAUGGACACCAUUAUGGACUUCAAAAAGUUAACGGGCAUAAUCGGGUUGAAAAGGUAAGCGAUGCCUUUCCUUUUUGGUACGCGCCACGUUACGCCUUUACGUCGAGAUCCGAUGUGCAGUCACACACACACGCGCACCACUCUGAAAUGACUUUCAUUUUUGCAUUUCAGAUCAGUAGUGAUGGAAGUUUGGCAUCGGAGGGGACUUUGACUGUGAAUGGACUGGACACUGGCCACUGUCAACCAAGUGCUUGCAGCAAAGAGGCGGCAUCCCAGGCUACUCCGGCCCAACCUGCUGCCGGCGAAAGCCAGAAAAUCUCUCCCGACCUAAAGGCCGCACGUGUGUCCGAUCCCCCGCCGAAGCAAACGGCCUGCGAAGCCACCUCCGCCGACAAAAUCCAUUCCUCUGCAUCUAGCGAGUCUGCGUCCAUCAGUCCCGCAGCCGCCUCACCCGACUGCUCUCAGAGCGCCAGCGGCUCUACCGCUGGUAGUGCCAUUGCUCUACCGAAGGUUCCCGAUGACGUUGCGGACGCCCCGCCGACCGAGAGCUCAUCGACGGCGGCCUCCGAAGGGCGCGCGGAUCCCAAGGAGCAGCUGCGGCCCAGUCCUGCUUCCAGAGGCUACGAAAGGCAGUCGUCGCGGGAAAGGGGCAGAGACCGACAAUACUCGUCCGACUGGAGCAGGGACAGGGAGAAAUAUUACAGGGACAGGAGUCAGGAGCGGGACACUCACCGCUAUAGACGGGACUACCGAGACCACCAUUACUACAACCGCUGCUCAUACAGGGAUCCCGAUUAUUACCACCGAGACUGGGAGAGCGAGCGGCGCUGGGAGAGGUACGCCUACCACCCCAGGGAGCGGGACCGCGACCGGUGCUCGCACCACUACCACUUCUAUCACCACCACCACCGAUCCAGGGAAGACCGCGAUUACCAGCGCAGAAGUUCCGAUCACGCUUAUCGACAUAAGUCGCAAGGCCACUGGAGGCGGCAGAAGCAGCAGGACGGCUGGGAAGUUCGCAGGAUGAGGGACGACUGCAGGGACAGGGACCACCACCUCUAUAGAGAGACGCCGUCAUCGUCUUCGCAUUGGCACGCUCUUCCGGGGUGGGAGGACCAAAAUGCUCGAAGGAGUGCUCGGUCUGCGAGUUCUGAGGAGCGCCACGGCAAAAAACACAAGAAGAGCAAGAAGAAGAACUCCAAGGAUAAAGAGAGAUAUUGUGAGAGUGGGAGCUCCGACUCGGAGCAAGGCUACGAAGGAAGAAAGAAGAAAAAGAGCCGGCACCAGAGUAAGCAGCGCAGUCCGGACGGCCGCGGCCACAAGGCCCGCAGCAGCGAAGAACGCGGGUACCGCAAACGGCGUCACUCCAAGGACGACAGGCUGGACAUGAACAACUGCUCGCCAGACAAACGCCGACGCCUUGACUACGACCAUGACGGCGCCGCCCCCGCACACGAAGCGUUUCACAGCCACCUUAAUGGAUACACAGGAAACGGUUACAGCCAAGCCAACUUUGUCUCCCAUUGAUGGUCCGCUGUGGUGAGCAGCACCAUGAAGCACUGACUUGAAAUUCACCUGGGAGUAGUAAUAAAAAGCUCACAGCUCUUUAUUUCAAACAACCGUCCAUUACUUGCCAAGCUGCUGCUUGCUGGGAAGUGAGAAAUUGGAAGAACAACAAGAUGGCAGCAGUCAAAGGUGCCGUUGGCGCCGCGUACGAAUCUCCAGCAAGGAACUGGGCGAUGUCUUCUGGGGUGUGCUGAAGGAGGUCGUUCUCCAGUAGGAAUUGGAUUCCCUAGAGAAGGGUGACCAGAGGGAGGGGGUGAGUCUCUCUCAACGAGCUAACGGGAACCAUUUCAAGGGUCACCGGCAGCCCUGAGCAAGACGAAAAGGUGAUAAGAACCUUUUUCGGGUCCAUGUUGAAUUUCUUCCUCCCCAUGGCGAUCUGUUUGUUUCUCUGGGAUGUUUUACUGCAAGUUUUGUUGACAUGGACAGUCGGGAAAUAAGUGAAUCUCGUCAACUUCAGUUCCCAAACCCGAAAAAAAAAUAUGUUUAAACGGGGUACCCCGACUCCGGCGUCUUACCUCUCGCCGACGCACGUCAACUGCUCGAUUUCCGUCAUGACCUCGGCGAUCUCAAACUUCAACCUCUGCACGGGCGGGAAAUAAGAAUUUGUGACCGUUUGCAAAAAUGCUUGUCGGCCGUCGUGCAGUUUCACACACACACACACACCUCAAUGUCGUCGAGCAGCUCUCUUUUCCUGCGCCGGAUGUUGCACAGCUCAUCCCUCUCCUCCAGGGAGAGAUCCUCAGGAACUGAAACGCAUGAUGGAGAAAGCACGGCGUGAAGCGCACGCUCGUUUGUACACAGUUCGCGCGGGCGACAACACGGCCAAGAUCAAAAAGGCAAAAAAAAAAAAUAAGAAGAAACGAGGGCUCGCAAAGAGGAUCCAAUCUGGUGCCUCGGAGCUGCGAAUGAUCAGCGAAACAUGAAAAAAAAAAAAAAAAAGGAAAAAAUUGUUUUGCUGCCGAUCGCUGCUGCUUCACCGACUGUUUCACCUCGUUUGGCUGGAGCGGCGAUGCCUUCAAUCUUAAUUAACUCGAGAAAGAGUUUUAAUUAAUCCAUUUCAAAGUGACUCGGCCCACUCCUCCGUCUCCACUCGGCCCGGGGGGGGUAAUUCUAUUAAUAAAACCGAUCCAGAUUCGUUCUCUGCCACGCGGGAUUUCCCCGAUUUGACUUGCAGCUCCGGGGGGAAAAUACGAGAAAGCAGAACGGACGAGUACACUUCUUGAUCUCAAUCCGUCCUACGAAGGCACGUUAAGUAUGUUUGAUCUUGUGUCAUUAGCCGCCACAAAUCUCUCCGCGGGGCUAAUAUCGCCUACGCGACGGGAGGAAAAGAACAUCACUCCCUCGAUUUACACGUAUGUGCUGUUCAUUGGCCACGCCCACGUCGUAUGUGCAGCCAGUUUGGUUAACGUUGCCUUUUCGCCUCACGUCUUUGGAGACCGUUGACUUCGCUGACCGUCUUUCCCUUGGCCCGAAUGCUUUGCGUCUUGCAUUCAUGUCCUACCUCGCAUCCUUUUUUUUUUCAUGCCAGAAUGUCUCAUUUUAAAACACCAACGUUAAAUCGCAUUUUCGAUUUGAUAGUCUAUCGUGGGCUCACGCCAUGUUUUUUUUUUUGUCAUUAUCUGCAGGAAAAUGUUGGUGUUACGACCCCGUCACGUCCAUCUCGGCUUGAAAUGUAAACUCGACCAGUCCUCGAUCAGCAAGCUGCCAAACCAAAUUUGGAAAAGUCUCAGUGACCGGGAUUUGGACUGGGGCGUCGGACUGCCGUGAAUUCUUUAGAGCGCCCCGUCGUCCCUGAGCGCGCACAUGUCAUAGAGACCAGUCAGAAGAGCCAAGAGAUUGCAGCCAGUAAUCUUUUCAAACUGAUGUCGUGAUUCCUGGCGAAGGCAAACAAAAGCGAGAAGACGCGCCGCGCCGACACGCUGACAGGUGACACACAUUUGAAGGAUCAUUUCCUGACACACACCUCGGCUGCCUGCUCCGGGCGUCAAGCAAGUGACGGACAGGAAGCGGAAUGAAUGUAAUAAUCCGCCCGAUAAGCUCGCCGACAUUAUUGCGAUGUGUAUCCAGCAUGAAAAGCAAUUUUGAAAUGCGCUUCGCGAUCCGCACGGCAAAUGAGUCGUCUGAUAUCGUCUUUGAGUUUGGGGCAGGAUGUCACAGCUGACGUGCCGUCCAUUGCCUUCAGGUUUGUCACCUGUGCUGCAUCUAUCUUGUGCGCGGAACAACUGACGUGAAAUGCAAACGUUCUCACCUCGUCGCCGACAGGAAUGAAAACGUGUACUUGAACAUGAACAAAGUGCAGGAAAUUAAAUGGAUGCGCGCCAGGAUAUUUUAUGAUGGUAAGAAUGAGCUGGGUGUUAGCGCGCAUCUCCAUUACUACUAAUAGAUCCAAGAAAG